AUGAACAACAUUUGCGAUAAUGCCGAUAACUUUGCAAGCACGACGCGGGGUGCAAGCCUACACACCGUGAGCAAUGUGCCUAAUAAUAAAUAUGGUUACGACUUCAGCGGUAUACGGAAAGACAGGAAGCGCGACAGAGUGUGUCCUUCGCCUGAUUGGGCGAGGCGUCCUGAGAAUGCUUGCCCCGCAACUCUGGCACAAGCACCCUUCAGGAGUGACAAAUUAUGGUGGACUCCAAAUUUGGAACCCGGAACAACAAUCAACCAAAUUGCGAACCAACGCAGUCUCGCCACGGGCCAAGUCACUAUCAACUCGGGGAUCCGAUAUACGUGUGACGAGUUCCCGCCGGCCAGCUGGGUCGAAGGGGGCAACGGAGCGUAUGGGACAAGCGCGGGCACUACGCGGUGCGCGGCGGCGCGAUGUUCUCCUGGUAUUAAUGCUGAGCAGGAUUGUACGCAAUCCCAAGCUCUGACCAGAGCAGAUACUGCUCUGGGGGACGGCCCAUUCAACCCAUCGAACAGUGUCGUCUUCUUCCGCUUUCGAACGUAUUACGAAUUCGACUACAAGGCUACUAAAAUUAUAACAACCUUCGCCCCACCAACAGCUUCAGUAGAAGUGGCUACUCCUGCUAACAAACGUGAUGAAGGAUCCGCGAAUGUUACAGCACCCCUCGGCCUUGAUCCUAUCCACAGCAUGACCAUGGCAGAAGUCGAUGCUCUCGUAGCAGCAGGCUUAGCACAAGAGGAUUUUGUACAUGCGAACGUGACACACUUCGAGUCCCUGGCGUCGAACGGGACCAUGCAGCCACUCUGGGGAGAUUUCCAGCCGGAUAGCAUUUCCAGUUUUGGGGCUAAUAAGCGAGCCCCUGUUGCCAGAAGGAUCUCGGACGACCGCAUCACGCCCCUGUGGAAGAGAGCGAGCCCUCAAGACCUCGACAAUGCUCGUCUUGUUGUUCAAAGCGCGCUGAAUCAGUCAUCCAAGUUAAACCAAGCACGCCUGGCAAAGCCGCUUCGCAAUAUAUAUGGUCUCCGGCCCGGGACAUUGUGGGCCAAAUGUACUGCUCCGUCGCCAAAUAUCACAUUCAACAGCGAUGUCACACCCCUUCUGACAUUCACUCCCGAGAUCGUACAGGCUGCUGCCCUCGUGGCCGAGGCUGAUGCCGUAGCAAACCCUGGGAAUGUGACCAGGCGCGCCGUGUCAGGGUCAUACUGGAUGGAGCAUCUCGCUCGGAAAGGCACAGUACCCUGGGGGAAUGAUCCAAACUAUCGCGUGUUCCGCAAUGUGGUUGACUAUGGCGCUGUUGGGGACGGAGUCACUGACGAUACCACAGCAAUUCUAAGCGCCAUGAAUAAUGGGACGCGAUGUGGUAAAGACUGCAAUGGUUCGACGACCAAGAACGCCAUUGUGUAUUUCCCCCCCGGAACCUAUUUGAUUUCGAGCACCAUCCCCCUGCCAUUUGGGACACAAUUUGUCGGUCUCGAUGUCCUAUCGACAGACGAAUAUACCGGUGGAGGGGUGGGAAUUGAUGGGGGGGAUCAGGAAUAUUAUGUCAAUACGGCCAAUUUUUACCGGCAGAUUCGAAACCUCAUCAUAGAUAUCUCAAAGACCCCAUCGUCCUCGUCCUCUGGAGCCGCACUCAGCCAGUCCUGCAUCCAUUAUCAAGUUGCGCAGGCCACUAGUCUAGAGAAUGUCGAGCUCAUCGCAGCAGCGGGUUCGAACCAGGUGGGUUUGUACGCGGAAAAUGGAAGUGGUGGUCAGAUCUCCGACGUUACAUUUACUGGCGGUGCCGGCAUUUAUGGGGGGAAUCAACAAUUUACAGCCCAGCGUCUUACAUUCAACGGGUGUACUACUGGUGUCCACUUGAUCUGGGACUGGGGUUGGGAUUGGAAGUCUGUUACUAUGAACAAUGUGGGUGUAGGAUUUCAGCUCACAGCCGAUAAGGGUGCGGUGGGCAACAUCGGAUCAACCUCCUUCUUUGACUCGUCCUUCACAAAUGUCGGCACAAUUGUUGUCAUUGCACCACCAUCGUCGACUCCCGGAUCAGGAAGCACGGGCCUUGCCCUCGAGAAUGUCAAACUCUCGGGAGUCACUACCGUCGUGGCAGAUACCACUGGUGCAGUGAUCCUCGCCGGUUCAUCAGCCACUGUGGACGAAUGGGCACUAGGACCCGUCUACGAGGGCUCAACGACGGCUCGCUCAUACUCGACAGGAGGCAAGAUAGGGAGUUAUAAAUUACAUCAAUCUCUCCUCGAUGCUAACGGAAACUACUUUGAGCGUGCCAAGCCUCAGUAUGAAGAUGUCGAUGUUAGCAGCUUUUUCCAUGUCAAAGACGCUGGUGCCACAGGGGAUGGGUCGACGGAUGACACAGCAGCUUUUCAGGCAGCGCUGUAUUCGACUGCAGCAAAGGGGCUAGUCUUGAUUGUCGAUGCCGGAUCGUAUAUAUUAACCUCAACCAUCACAAUACCACCAGGAGCGCGGAUUGUCGGAGAGACUUGGUCUCAGCUUGUUGCUUCAGGCGCAUACUUCUCAGACGCGACCAAUCCUCAUGUCCUCCUCAAAGUUGGCCAAGCCGGAGAAGUCGGCUCUGUAGAGAUGCAAGACCUCUUGUUCACAACUCGCGGAGCUACUGCUGGUUUAGUUCUAGUCGAAUGGAACAUCGAAGCUGACGCUCCUGGAUCUGCCGCUCUAUGGGAUUGCCACGCUCGAAUUGGAGGCGCAACAGGAACCCAGCUGACGCCUGCCGAAUGUCCUGCCGUGACCAGCGGCGUGGAUUCGGAUUGUAGUGCAGCCAGUUUGAUGAUGUAUUUAACGUCCACAGGCUCGGGCUAUUUCGAAAAUAUGUGGCUCUGGGGUUCUGACCACAUGAUUGACGACCCUGAUUUGACUGAUGCCAACAACACUAUGGUACAAAAUACCAUCUACGUUGCGCGUGGGUUCUUGAUUGAGAGCACCAAAGCGACCUGGCUUUACGCUACCGCAUCUGAGCACUCUGUAUUUUAUCAGUACAAUUUCAAUGGCGCUGCCAACAUAUUUGCUGGUAUGCUACAGACUGAAUCACCGUACUUUCAGCCGUCGCCGAUGCCGCCUGCGCCCCUGCACAAACGUUCCGGUAAUGAGUUUAAUGGGUGUGAUGAGUCUUGGUCUGUUAUCAUGACAAAGUGCGAGAAUAUCUUCAUUGCAGGAGCGGGCCUUUACUCUUGGUUUUCGUCUUAUGCCCAAACUUGCAUUGACACUCAGCUAUGCCAGAAGACACUGAUUCGCCUGGACUCCAAUUACGCUAAUGUUCGAUUUCAAAAUCUUAUAACAAUCGGGGCCAAGUAUAUGGCCGUCAUGGAUGGCGAUGGCAUUUUGGCUCUUGACAACUUGAACGUGGAAAUUCAUCCCCACUGGUCUCAAAUAACGCUUCUCGAUGUCGGCAGCAACGGCACACAGUUCGGUGAAGUCUCGUGGAUUGACCCAGCUCUUUGGGAAAUGGAUCAGCCAGAAGUCGCGUGCUCCAUUCCCUGCACACUUCGGCUUCCGGUGUGGCCCAGCGCGACUACUACUGUCAAUUAUCCCCUGAUGACAGUCAGCCAAGGGACUUGGACCAGUACCAUCACACAAGCUCCCCUAACUUUUUCACAAUGGAUUUUCGAGCUAGUCACCAUCACUGAGGAUGGGAGCAACGGCAAGAUGAAACGCAUUGAUGGUAGUGCGUCCGCGAUGGGUCCAUCGGGCAUCUUUCCUACCCCCCCGAUUGUUCUUGGUCCUAAUUCGCCUGUUACUGUUGAUGGGGGUAGUUGGCCAAAAUUGGCUGUCCGCUACAUUUCCAACCUAUAUGAUUCACCUCAGGUUGACCCAUGUUCGGAUUAUAACUAUGGGUGUAUUCCAAAUCCGUGGACCACUACUGACCCGCCUUGGACCAGCCCAAACCACCCAGAUCCUCAAAAUCCAAACGACGGCGAUGGCGAUAAUGAGCCUUAUAACGCGUGUCCGCUGUAUGCCAUAAUCGGACCCCGUGAUAGUAGUACCAUCACCAGCGCUACCCCGACAUCAACACCAACAUCAACUACGGCAUCAACGACAACAAGUUCGACGACGCCGACGGCGACAGAGAUAGGCAACCUCAUGCUUAACGUAGUCCAUUGCUACAAUAGCGGCGAGAACACGGAGGGCGCGCGAAUGCAGAGUGCAGCCCAAAGCUUUUGCAACGCCAUCGAAUAUGCUGAUUUCAAGCAAAAUUAUUUCCACACGAGCGAUCAGGCUUUUGACUACAACGAUGGCAUCGGCACAGUCACAAUCACCCUAUCAUUCCAAAUCAACACCGGCUGCACUUGAGUUUGGGAUAAUAAUGAGUGCCUCAAGUACUUUAGUGUACCGACCGACAGUUGUAACUGUAAAGGGGUCAAUGGAAAGCAAGGAGGGACAGUGACGAACGAUUGCUACACUUGGAGAAUCGAUCCAAACAUUAGUUUAUAAGCUGAG
This is a messenger RNA of Mollisia scopiformis, 4464 nucleotides long. RefSeq names its product pectin lyase-like protein. NCBI's taxonomy places the organism in Eukaryota, Fungi, Ascomycota, Leotiomycetes, Helotiales, Mollisiaceae. The transcript is spliced from 10 exons. Bases 1 to 4317 code for a protein of 1438 amino acids. Gene Ontology annotation, molecular function: polygalacturonase activity. The record is from RefSeq and is a predicted model, not a curated record.